Trichogramma pretiosum is the source of this 2129-nucleotide messenger RNA. Its product is annotated as UDP-glucuronosyltransferase 2A3-like. The transcript is spliced from 6 exons. Gene Ontology annotation, molecular function: UDP-glycosyltransferase activity. The record is from RefSeq and is a predicted model, not a curated record. NCBI's taxonomy places the organism in Eukaryota, Metazoa, Arthropoda, Insecta, Hymenoptera, Trichogrammatidae. Bases 585 to 2045 code for a protein of 486 amino acids.
AAAUAAUAGAAGAGCAGCUGGAUUUAAUGGAUAGAUGACCUCGACUAAUUCGAAUUGUUUUUUAUUAAUUAUAAAAUUUCUCUUGCAGAGUUCAUUGAAAAAUCAAAUUGUCAGGAAUAAAACAUAGAAAGUAAUGUCUAAUUUAUUCAAGUUAGAACGGGAACACUCAUCAAAAUAAUCUUGUAUUAACUUACUUCAUUAAUAUUAAUAUAAAAUAAAAAUCAUAUCUAAGAAAAAGAGAUUCAGUGAAUGAAUAUGUUUUUGGUAGAUAAUUGUAAAAAAGGCUUAAAUGAGCAAUUACAUAAUUUACUUGUAAUAAAUAUUGAUAUUAUUCUCGCAGGCCCUAUGAGAAGUUAAAUGUGUAUUUUAAGUGUUCUUGAAAAAAAAACAACAAAAGAAACUUAAGUUUCAGGAGUUGACGAAGAUGCAGAUAAUUCAUCUGAAGAAGUCUUUUUUUCCUUUCUUUGUAGGUAGAUUAAUGAUUUCAAAAUGAUCAAGAAUAAUGAAUACUGCAAUCGGUUUUAUGCAUGAAAAAAAUAUCAUUCGCUUAGUUCAUCUUCUUAUUAUGAUGUUGGAACAUAACAAUGGGCAAAAGCCAUUUCACCAUGUGCGAAGCGCUUAUGCGAGGUCUGGCUGCCAAGGGCCAUCAAGUCGACGUCUACAGUCAUUUUCCACUGAAAAGUUCCAUUCCGAAUUAUAAAGACUUCAGUCUGGCCGGUAGCCUGCCAGCCGUAGCUAACAACAUGACGUACGAGGAUGUUUCGAAAGCUACCGGUACGGAUAUGAUCGGAUUGUGGAUCGGUAAAAUUGGAACAUCCGUCUGCAGACUGAUGGAUCAUCCCUUGUUUCAAGAACUUUUUUAUCACCCACCAAGAGAUCCUCCGUACAAUAUUAUCGUUCACGAGGUUUCCGUCACUCACUGCUUCAUCCCUUGGGGUCGUCAUCUAGGGAUACCCAUCGUGGCAGUGGUUACUUUGCCUCUUCUAGAUUGGCUAUUCGAGCCCCUUGGCAAUCCAAUAAAUUUGUCCGCCGAACCGAGUAUAUUUUCUCCAUAUGCCGCACCGAUGAGCUUCCUCCAAAGACUUGACAAUUUUAUCCGUUUCAAAUCGAUCAAUCGGGACUUUAACAGAUUCAGCGAGGAGCACGCCAGAUACGUGGAAAAGUAUUUCGGCAUUUCAGAUAGGAAACCAAUCGAGUUGAUCAAGGACGUCUCGCUGGUUCUCGUCAAUUACGACCAUUCGAUCAGCGGAGUUAGGCCAUUCGCGCCGAUCGUCGUGCCAGUCGGAGGCUUGCAUAUCCUAGAUCACAACGACUCGCUGUCCGAGGCGCUGCAAACUUGGCUGGAUCAAAGCGAUCGAGGCUUCGUUUACGUCUCGUUUGGAUCCAUGACGAGACUCGAGACGUUCCCCCGUCACGUGAUAGAUACAUUUUAUAAAUCUUUUCAGAGCAUAGCUCCGGUUCGAGUGCUUCUGAAAAUUGCCAAACCAGAAGAGAUGCCAGUUGGAAUGCCGGACAAUGUGCUCGUGCAAACUUGGCUGCUGCAAAUUCAAAUACUCAAGCACAAAAAUAUCAAAGCUUUUGUCACCCACGGUGGAUUGAUGGGAUCGCAAGAGUCGAUUUUUUACGGGGUACCUAUGAUUGGCAUACCUCUAUUUGCUGAUCAGUUUUUUAAUAUCGAAUCGUACGCCAAGAAAAAAAUUGCUCUGCAUCUGAACCUGUAUGAAUUGACUGAAGAGUCUCUGACCUCUGCUUUAAAAGAAAUCAUUUACGAUUCAUCAUAUUGGAAUGCGGCUCAACAAUUAAGCGCAGAAUUUCGAGAUCGUCCUUUAUCACCGAUCGAUACAGCGACUUUUUGGAUUGAAUUUAUAGUGCGACGAGGGGAGGAUGCUUUAAAAUCUCCACUUGUCCAUAUGCCUUGGUGGCAAGCUUCGCUUCUAGAUGUUUACAUAUUUUUCGUUUUGUUUUUAAUUAUUGGUUCCCUACUAGUAAAAAUAAUGUUUAACAUGUUUGUUAAAAAAAUAGGUCCAAAAGAAAAAAAUCUAUGAGAUACAGCGAUCAUUUUUCAAGCCAAUUCAUCUCUUAGAUAUUUGAAUAAUGACGUUUUUUGUAGAAAGAUAAACACAUGCAUA